AUGAAGAGAAAGAGGGAACCAUUUGAGAAGAAGAAGAAGAAGAAGAAGAAGAAGAAGAGUCUCAAGCUGGGAGAGUCUUUAGCGACUCAGAAGCAUCCAGUGCCUCUAAGCUAUUCAGCACCAAGUAAGUCUCCUAUCUCAGAAGCCCCUAUCAUUUAUGGCUCUAGGCAGAUUGCCUCAUCAGUUCCUCUACCACUCCUCACACUUUCAACCUCUGUUACUACUUCCUCCACUUCACCUUCCACGCAAACUACUGCUCCCAGAGCAAAAUCCAAAUCUAAACAACAAACCUCCUUACUCCCUUCCACAUCUGAACCAACACCUUUUAGACCUAUCUUUUAUGAACCAAAUGCAUCUGAACCCCAAACCUCUGACCCUAUCACAUCGUCACUUUCAUUACCUAAAUUCAACCUCCACACAACAUCCAUUCCCAUCUCUGAAGCCAUUAUGUUCAACGAACCUAUAUCACCACCCAUUUCCUCUAACCCCAGUUCCCCCCUUAGUAUGACCUAA
Molecule: messenger RNA, 513 nt
Organism: Lathyrus oleraceus (garden pea)
Lineage: Eukaryota; Viridiplantae; Streptophyta; Magnoliopsida; Fabales; Fabaceae
Exons: 1
Coding region: 1-513 (170 amino acids)
Source: RefSeq, a predicted model, not a curated record